CACAUCACAUGUGACCUUCAGGAGCCUUUUCUUCUUCUGGAACAUUGAGUUUCUUCAGGAUCUUUUUUUUAUUUUCUGUUGUUGUUGUAAACAUCGUUGUGGUUGUUAACGACUGCUGUGAUUAUGGGAUGGACUCAUGUAUGUGUCGUAGCUGCGUCGCUAAUGUUGUUUCAUCAGUGUGAAGCUUCCUCCGUCUCCAUGACAGGCUUCACUGUGGACGAGGGCCCCCUGGUGCAGCUCGUCCAGGAGGCCCACCGGCGAGAGAAGCGCUGCUCGUGUGAGAACCAGAAAGACAAGGAAUGCAUUUUUUUCUGCCACAUCGGCAUCGUGUGGGUGGACACGCCGGGUCACGUGGUUCCGUACGGAUUUGGAUCAGUGAGAUUCAGGAGGGAACUGGAGCGCUGCCUCUGUACGAACACACGGGACCACAAAUGUGUGAGAUUCUGCUCAGUCCACACGCUAAUGCAAGAAGAAAACUUGGCAGUGAAGCAGACGACAGAAAUGCGACUGCAUAGACGCAGAGGUGCAUUCUGGGAGAAGAGGAGCCAUCACACACUCAGACAACUGACCUGAGAGACAGGAGGACAGGAGGACAGGACAUGGACAGGUGGAUGCUCCCGUCCACCUGCUGCUCUGACGCCACUCUGGACUGUGUUUAUGUAAAUAUAUCCAAUCAGUUCGUCUUUUUCAGGCGGUGGGCGGAGCUCAAUCCUCCACCAGGGACUGAAAUCAAUAACUUGAUACAACUUCACAUUAACUUUUAUAUUUAGUUUUCGUCCUUGUCCCACCUACUGACAUAGAGUAUAGACACAUAGAGUAAGCUUAUGAUGCUUUCCCUUUGUGAUCGCGAUUCAAACGCGAUUCAAACGUAAAUCUAUGACAAUGUUAUUUUACCGUGACAUGAGGAUAAAUAAUAACAAUAAACUCAUGUAACAACUUCAUGUUGUAUCUUCUCUAAAGGUUUCAAUUUAAGGAUUAAAAUGUCUUAAAUUUACACACACACACACACACACACAGUCUCUGUGUAAUCUUAGAUUACAGACAUCAGGCUUCACCCGUUCACAUUUACUAAUCUAAAAAAAAAAUGCAUGAAAAUGACUUUAAACAUUAAAGAAUGAUCGAUGUUGUGAGGACAUUUCUGUGGACGUCCUCUCUAAUCUCUGCUGAUUGAGGGCAUGUUGACACUCUAUUAUACGCGUGUCUGGCACCAUCUAGUGGACCAGAUUCAAGACACUUUGUUGUCAUUUCCACAUUAAACAGCAAAUGUGAACGGAAGUGUGUUUCUCUCAGCUCUGUUUUUCUGCCAAUAAAGAAAUAGAAAUAAGAGAAAUAUGUACAGAAUAAACACAAGGGAGCACGCUACAUGUACACAUAUGUACAUGUAUGUAUACAUAUGUACAUAUGUAUACAUACAUACAUACAUACAUGUGUACAUAUGUGUACAUGUAUGUAUACAUAUGUACAUAUGUAUACAUACAUGUUUGUAUGUAUACAUACAUACAUACAUGUACACAUAUGUACAAAUGUGGAGCCCAAGGGGGAAGAAGCCCUUAAAAGACCUGAGGUCACAGCAGCUGGGCGUGGCUGAGAGGGCAAACAUUUCUUUGACCGUGUUGAAGCCCAUGUGAAUCAGUGUUAAGCCAUAUGACUUUAAGUUUAUUUUAAUUUUGUCAUUCUACUUUGUAUCAAUAAAUCGCUAGAAGAGCAACUAAAACAA
Messenger RNA from Solea solea (common sole), 1717 nucleotides. RefSeq lists its product as uncharacterized. NCBI's taxonomy places the organism in Eukaryota, Metazoa, Chordata, Actinopteri, Pleuronectiformes, Soleidae. The coding region runs from base 124 to 573 and encodes 149 amino acids. Gene Ontology annotation, molecular function: hormone activity; endothelin B receptor binding. The record is from RefSeq and is a predicted model, not a curated record. Gene Ontology annotation, biological process: intracellular calcium ion homeostasis; vein smooth muscle contraction; regulation of vasoconstriction. The transcript is spliced from 4 exons. Gene Ontology annotation, cellular component: extracellular region.